This is a messenger RNA of Porites lobata, 5695 nucleotides long. The record is from the annotation of a GenBank genome assembly. Lineage: Eukaryota; Metazoa; Cnidaria; Anthozoa; Scleractinia; Poritidae.
CUCUUGUUUACUUGGUGAAACGGAAAGAAGAGUCGAAUCUUGCACGACAUGUCGGUUGACGAAGAAAAAGUCGAACCACUUAGCUGCGCUGCGCUAGAGGAGGCUGUUAACUUUAUGAAGAAGGCCUACGACGUCAUGAACCAACAAGCAAUUGACGUCCGCAAGGAAAAAGAGGCCUUAGAAUCUGUGGCGAAGAAGCUUGAACAUGUUCACUUUGCCUCUACCAUCACACUGAACGUAGGUGGUCAGCGUUUCACCACGAGUCUUCAAACAAUUACAAAGGAUAAAGGAUCAAUGCUACACGCCAUGUUUUCAGGCCGAUUUGAUUCAAAGCCCGCUGAAGACGGAUCUUACUUCAUUGAUCGUGAUGGAACUCACUUCCGGUAUAUCUUGAACUAUCUUCGAACAGGGUAUCUUCUUGCCCCAGAUGACAAACUAGUCCGCAAAGAAUUACUAGAGGAAGCUCAGUUCUAUCAGAUACGUGGAAUUGUUGAUGAGCUUUGUCCUACGCCGUUUCAGGGAUCAAACAUCUUGUCAGACGAACAGAAACAAUUCUUGGCCCACAGUUGUCUCAAAGAAAAAUUGGAACUCCGUCAUUCCACCUUUGUGCUGAUUUAUCGAGCCUCAAGAGAUGGGUGGCAUUCUUCCAGGUUCCAUGCUCUUUGCGACUAUAAAGGACCAACUGUUACCGUGGUGAGGAGUGGAAAUUACAUUUUUGGAGGCUACACAGAGCAGUCGUGGGAUGGUAAGCAUUAAUUACUUAGAUCGAUCUCCAUGAGUAGUUCCGACGAAAUCGAAAUCGCGACAAUCGCUAUUGACUGAUAAAAAGCGGACGAUCUUAAAGCUUAUAAAAGCGACGAACGAAUUCGUAUUCCAAGAACCAAGUUUGACAGCGUUCAGGUAGUAGUGCGAUGAAGGCAAAGACAUUUGCCAAAAAGUGGUCGAUUAUGUCUAGAGUCCCCUGUUGCAGUUUUAGUUUUCUCGUUUCCUUUAUUGUCGUCGUGGCUGUUUGAGUUCGCUGCGUUACCACGGAAAGAAAUUUGCGGCGAUUUCGUGGUUAAAACAAACGACUUUAUGUGAAAGCGCGAUGAAACGUACGCAGGUACUCAUAGAAGGAAAGACAGCAGAUUCUGUUAAGAUCUAACUUUGCGCAUAUACUGUUUAAUUCUGCUUCACUCGUAUUUCAAUUGACUCCUCAAUCAAAUCGUUUUUCAGUGGUUCCUUUGUGAAUUAUGUUGAAUCAAUUCGUGUGUAUGUAAGUAAGUUCUCCAAGACUGCAUCCUUAAUGACAUAGCCUGGGACCAGGCUCCGUAGUCGGGGAAAAAGGAAAAAACAGAGGUCAAAUAGGACAAAUAUACACAUCAUAUAUACUUCACAUCAAAGAUAGCAUGUGUUUGCCUCAUAUUUUCUUGCAGGUAUUUACUCUCACACCCAUUUUCCUUUACUAUAUUACACAUGUACAUUUACUCCAAUUCUCUCCCCCUUCCAUCCCUGACAUUUUAUGUCCCCCCCCCCCCGAGCUUCGCGAGGUUCUGCGAUACACGUAUUUCUAGGUUGUUUAAAGAUAUAAACAGACUAACAAUCAUUUAGGCCAUUUCAGAGGCGAGGCUAACUGCAAAAGCUUUCAUGUGAAAAUGAGCUUCAUUUGCAUGAAAAUAAACAAUAUUUUCAUAUCAAUAGCUUCGCACUUAACCUCGUUUUAAAACAGAGGCUUGGAACAACUCGGAAAUGGCCUGUUAUCGGAGGUAAACGCCAGUUUCCGUAUCUCAAACCGCCCUUGGAUACCUUGUGAUGCCUACACAAAGUAAUUGCAUAUAUUUAUAUACAUAUGUGAGUGAGCCCUGACUAUAGUGAUUAGGGUUAAGCACUAACAAUACUGAUUAGGGUUAAGCACUUAGAAUAGUGAUUAGGGUUAACGGUUAGCUUCUUUUUAGGGUUAGGGUUUUCGCUACAGUAGUUAAGAUUAUGCAUGCAAUUUCUAGGACUGCCAUGGCGGAUAACACUCUCCGAGAUCUGCAUAAUUCUACAGAUUAUUCGAAAGCCGGAUCCCAUAAUUGCUUUAUUAUUCAUUCAUAAGUUAAUCUAGGGACCAGUCAUUAUUUAUCGCCUGGGGAGGAAUUUUGGGCUUAACACGGUAAAAUAUGGCUGAUCCCCCCCUUUCAAUGUUAUUUUACUGAAGUGAUCUUCCCUCAUAACUCUUUAUAACUUUCGUGAUCCCCCCAAAGUUUCGCACCCAUGUUCACCUUUCGACGUGUAUAUUUUCUGUUUUUAUUUUUGGCUCAAAGAAGAAGGGAGUAUUACAGAAAUUUCAUGGAAAAAGGGUGGCCGCGGACCACUGGGCCGACCCCAAAAUCCACCCAUGAUUUUAAAAUCCUAAAACUGUAGCAGCCUUUUUAAGAUUUUAAAGUAUACGGUCAACCUGCCGCGCGUAAGGCUGGGCUAAAUAAAUCGGAUGAUGAGGCUCAAGACACAAAUGAAAAAAUAUUGGAUGAUGAGACCCAAGAUGAGACAGACGAGGCUGUUGAAUGGGAUUUGGUUUAGAGCUGAAAAAGGGUGCCCCAUUCCUGGAGAGGCGAUGACGUUAUUUCACAGUAAAAUUUUUUCAGUGAUCCUUCCUUUUAGGUUCCCUAUUACGAAUGAUCCCCCUUUCUGUUCUCCUAAAAAACAAGUGAUCUCCCCCAAUCCUCCGAUUCCCCCCGCCCCCAGGCGAUAAAUAAUGACUGGUCUCUUAUACUUUACUGAUGACUUACCUCCGUCUUCAUUUGUUUUUUCCUCGGCAAAUUCAGGACAUAAAGGGAUGUUGAGUCUACCAGAUAGCAGUUGUCAUCCGUUGAGUUGUAUUUUUGCUGUUCUUGUUAAUUAUGUUCGCCUUGUUGGUCUUCUCAAAAAGUGGAUAUCUUCCGCCAUUUUUCUUCACCACGAAACGCAACCCAGUCCCCAGGGCUUCUCAUCCCUUUUCCUGGCGAAAGCUUGCACUAUUGACGUAAAUUUACCGAAUCAGUAUUCGCAAACGUCUGCCAAAUUUGUCAAUGCUAGAUAGUUUUCGACAAUAGGCCGGGAUAUUUGAGUCAACGUCAGAAGAAGGCUAGAAAUACGUGAAUCGCAGGACCUCUCGGAGCACUUCGGGGGAACGGCAAGAAGUGGGAAGAAAGGGAAAAUAAGGAAAUAGGAAAGAGAAUCUAAAAAUGUAAAAAAAACUUACGCUAUCUAAAGAAACAAAACAAAACGACAAUAACUAAAAAAAUACCGAACGAAAAGAAGAGUAAAAGAAAAAUAAGGCUUCUCCGCCCGGAAUCGAACUCAAGACCUCCCACGGGCCGGGCCAUAUUUUUUUAUUUUAUCUACAAGAGUUGUUCUCAUAUCCUUUGGUUAUUUCUGCUGGUGAAUUGUCAACAAGAUUUAGUAUACAUCAUGAGAAAUAGCGGUAUAGUUAAUAAGUGGUCAAUGUCACAAGGUAAACACGAGAGCGUUGUUGGAUAUUUUAGCAAGGGCGUCUGAGUCCUAUGCACCAGUCAUACGGGAAAUAAAACUGAGUAUGGCGAAGCUUGUACAAUUUAUGUUGAUAUUGUAAGUGACCUUUGACUGAGGAUUUAAAAAUAGUCAGCAGUGAAAUGUGUGUGUUCCGGACUGGGUCUAUAUUCUGUAGCGGACUUGUGAAUGGCAGAACUGGCCAUAUUGUUACCACUACGCCACGUGAGAAAAUACCAUGAAGGAGAUGUUAAAAUUUUACUUAAAGCCUUUCCCCUAAAACUUCCGCCAGCACACCCUGUUUAAGUUGAUCAAGCCCUAUUAAUAACGAAUUCAAAGCUAUUGUCACGAAAAUAACUGGACUGGUGUUUUUACGGUAAAAAACCGAACUUAAACGCAUUUCAUCGCAUUUAAAGAACAGAUACCCAACAAAGCCGAUGUUUUGUUACCUCGAUUUUCGCUCAUAUUAAAGCUAAUAAUGAUCCAAGUCGCUUCCAUUUCGUCUUAAAAGUACUUUUGCCGUGGAAAUUCAUCGCAAAAAGCACUUAUCGCUUCCUAAAACGGGCUCUGAAAAAAAACAACCCGAUAAUUAAAUAUGACCAAAGCAGGGUGGGUAGAAAACGAAAACCUAAGACCCAAAAACGAAGACCCCCCUCAAAAUCACUUAUAAAUAGCUAGAAACGGGUAUCUCGACCUUAGGUGUGUCAGAAACAACAAGAUCUUCAGUUAUCAAUGAAAUUGACCAGGGUCUUCGUUUUCUACAUACCCCCCAAUGUAGAAAACGAAGACCCCCCUCAAAAUCACUUGGAAACGGCUCAAAACUGCUAAUAACGACUUCUAGACACUAGAUGUAGAAAACUAUUUCAUUGAUAAUUGAUGAUCUUAUAAAUAGCUGGAAACGGGUAUCUCGACCUUAGAUGUGUAAGAAUUCUUACACAUCUAAGGUCGAGAUACCCGUUUCCAGCUAUUUAUAAGUAAUUUUGAGGGGGGUCUUCGGUUUUGGGCCUUAGGUCUUAGGUGUUCGUUUUCUACCCACCCGACCAAAGCAAGAAAGUCCCGAAAGUAGCGACCCCCGAAAAUAACGAUCCUCCGAAAGCAGCGACGGAUGUGAUAGAUAUCCUGAAUGAGCUAAGUCAAACUGAUUGAGGUUUAAUUUUUGACACUCCUAUUCAAAGGACAAAACUUAACACUUAAAGAACAUAAUAUUAUAUGCAUUACAAAGAGCCGAAGUAUGUUAUGUAGAAACGUUUUGUAAAAGUUGCAAUGAGGGUAAGAUAUGAAGUAAUCCGGAUCCAAAUGAUGUGAAACUAGUCCAAUCCAAUUACCGAGAUGCUUUUCACUUUUCUACGAGAAAACUCUACUUUAUGGUUUUUCAUCGUUGAAUGCCUGCGAAGCAACUCGCAAAGCGAGUACGCUUUUAGCCACCUGAAAGACCCCCCGAAAGAAGGGACUCUCCGAAAGUAGCGACAGGAGAAGGCUGCUAAAUCCGAAAGUAACUUUACUGGAAAGCUGUUAGGACAGUUUGUCAAUACUGGCUAUAAAACCAGCUCUGGUGUCUUUAACCCUGAUCUCAAAUAAAGAGAGGCCAUUGUUACUGAAAGUCAAAAAGGAAAAUUAACAAUUAUGUUAUUAUUAACAAUAAUUCAUAAUGAUAACACGAAUAAUAAAUCUAUUUUUUACCAUAAAAAAAAUGAAUAAAAAAUAAACCAAUUGUCAGAAAAUAUACCUUUUAUUUUUUCAGAUAACAAGUUUUAACUUAUUAAAAUACUGUUUCCUCAUAUUUACUUUCGUUCCUUGUGAUAUUUAAGGGCGUACGUCGAAUGUUUUUAUGCUUUCACUGAGUAAAGCUAAGAUAUCGUAGGCUGUGCUUCCCGAAAAUAUUUUUAUUUUAUUUUAUUUUAAUUCCAUAGGUGUCAGUAGCUACAAACAGUGCACAGAGUCAUUUUUAUUUAGCCUCGUGAACCCGUCUGGUUCUGAGCCAACAAAGAUGCCACUCAAGGGUACUAACAACCAGAACGGGAUUUACUGCAACAGUGGAUAUGGGCCAACAUUUGGAGGAAACCAUGACCUGCACAUUGCCAAUGGAGCAAAUGCAAAUUCAAAUAGCUACAGCACUUUAGGCAACAGCUAUGAAUAUCCACCGCAUGGAAAUGCUUCAUUCCUGGUUGGCCAAAAAAAUUUUAUGGCCAAUGAAUUGGAAGUGUUUUUAUUUCAGGCCACAGGAUAA